Messenger RNA from Lathyrus oleraceus (garden pea), 3200 nucleotides. Its product is annotated as U-box domain-containing protein 52. Lineage: Eukaryota; Viridiplantae; Streptophyta; Magnoliopsida; Fabales; Fabaceae. The transcript has 9 exons. Bases 426 to 2801 code for a protein of 791 amino acids. Gene Ontology annotation, molecular function: protein kinase activity; ATP binding. The record is from RefSeq and is a predicted model, not a curated record. Gene Ontology annotation, biological process: protein phosphorylation.
UAACUUUUUUGAAAUCUGAUUAAAAUAUAACAAUAAGGUCUUAUUUGGUCACUAGAUUGUAAUUUCAAGAAAGACCAAGUCAAAGAUAGCCCGCAAAGUUUGGUAAUUCUAAAACAAGAGAUUGAAUGGAACAAUAUUUGUGGUUGUUACAUUUCUGAAAAUAGCUCAAAAUAGCAACAACAAAAAAUCCAAAAAUGGUUGCUACAUGUUACAUGUGAAACAUUGAAUAUUUACUAGUAUUAUUUUGUUUUGAACACCAAAAGAAUCUGCAACAAAAUAAAACAAACCAAACACAUACUCAAAAAGUCUUUUCCGGCGGAAAAACAAGAAACUUUUAAUGGUUCCUUGCGAAGCAAGAAAGGAGAUAAGACAUUUUGGUUUGUGUUCAUUGAAAGAACACCAAGAGUUUUGGUAGAAAGAGAGGAAUGUGGUUGCCAAAGAAUCAACCAGAUAAGAAGGAUGGUGUAAAUGGAUUAAUAGCAGUGGCAAUAGACAAAGAAAAAGGGAGCCAAAAUGCACUCAAAUGGGCUAUCGACAAUCUCCUCACAAGAAACGCAACCGUAAUCCUCAUCCAUGUCAAGGUUGUGGCGUCUUCUUUCUCUUCAACGCCUUCGAUUUUCACCGCAAGCAAAUCUACAAGGGGCGCGACAAAUGCUAAUGGUAACGACAAUUUAACAAGAAGCAAAGAUACAGAAGCUCAAAAAAAUAUUUUCCUACCGUAUCGCGUCUUCUGUACGCGCAAAGAUAUACAAUGCAAAGAUGUUCUACUAGAAGAUUCAGAUGUAACAAAAGCAUUGGUUGAUUAUGCUUCUCAGGCAGGAAUUGAGCAUCUGGUUCUUGGAUCUUCAACAAAAGCCGGUUUGCUCAAAAGAUUCAAGGUAUCAGAUGUUUCGGGAACGGUGGCAAAAGCUGCACCGGAUUUCUGUACAGUCUAUGUCAUUGGAAAAGGAAAGAUUCAAUCGAUGCGAUCUGCUUCUCGUCCUGCUCCAAGCAUUUUCCCUCUACAAGUUAAUGAAACUACUAUCGUACAAGACCAAUCAGACACAAACGAUCAACAAGAAAGGAAUUCUUUUGAUACUACACAGCCGCAGGAUGGAAUCGAUUCCUUCAGGUCACCAUUCACCAGGAAAGGUUACAAUACCAAACAAUAUAUGGAAAAUUCGAAGGCGAAUGGUGAUAUAUCUUUUGUGAGUUCUGGAAGGUCGAGUACCGACCGCAUGUUGCCUCCAUUGUAUAACAGCUCGGAGACGGGCACUAGGAUGUCAUUUAGCUCGGACCAAGAUUUAAACUACAGCUUUGAGUCUAUGUUUCAAGGAAGGAAGUCUCUCGAUUCCAGCAAUCCUGCUGAAUUUACAUCACUAAUGUUCGAUAACGAAAGGCUUUCAUCUUCUUCAUCGCAAGCCGUGGAUGAAAUGGAGGCUGAAAUGAGGAGAUUAAAGUUGGAGCUCAAGCAAACAAUGGAAAUGUACAACACAGCUUGUAAAGAAGCACUCACAGCACAACAAAAGGCAAUAGAGCUUCAAAAAUGGAAGUUAGAAGAAGAACGGAGAUUGGAAGAGGCGAGGCUAGCCGAGGAAGCUGCGUUGGCAAUCGCUAAAAAGGAGAAGGAAAAAUCUAGAGCAGCCAUUGAAGCUGCUGAAGCGCAAAAGAGGAUAGCAGAACUCGAAGCGCAGAAGAGACUUCAAGCGGAAAUGAAAGCACUUAGAGAAGCAGAAGAGAAAAGAAAAGUAAUGGAUGCUUUGGUAAAUGUAGAUGUUAGAUAUAGAAAGUAUACGAUAGAGGAGAUUGAAGCUGCGACAAAUUUUUUCUCACAAUCCCUCAAGAUUGGAGAAGGAGGAUAUGGUCCAGUUUUUAAGUGUCUUCUAGACCAUACACCUGUUGCGGUCAAGGUUCUUCGUCCUGAUGCUGCACAAGGAAGGUCGCAGUUUCAACGAGAGGUUGAGGUAUUGAGCUGCAUACGGCAUCCAAACAUGGUUCUCCUCUUAGGGGCCUGUCCGGAAUACGGCUGCCUAGUGUAUGAGUACAUGUCAAAUGGAAGCUUGGACGAUUGCCUGUUUCGGCGAGGAAACAGUCCUCCGCUUCCUUGGCAGCUAAGGUUCAAGAUUGCGGCCGAAAUAGGCACGGGCUUGUUGUUCCUUCACCAGACAAAACCAGAACCGAUAGUCCACAGGGACUUAAAACCAGGAAACAUCUUACUAGACAGAAACUUCGUAUCCAAGAUCAGCGACGUAGGUUUGGCAAGACUAGUUCCACCGUCUGUCGCCGACACUGUGACGCAAUAUCGGUUGACAGCAACAGCUGGAACAUUCUGUUAUAUUGACCCGGAGUAUCAACAGACAGGAAUGUUGGGUGUGAAAUCAGAUAUAUACUCACUUGGAAUCAUUUUCCUUCAAAUUUUGACAGCAAAAUCACCAAUGGGACUAGCACAUAAUGCUCAAAAAGCCAUUGAAAAUGGAACUUUUACCGAGAUGUUGGAUCCUGCGAUAACUGACUGGCCAAUGGAGGCUGUUAUGAGUUUAGCAAAUAUAGCAGUCAAGUGUGCGGAGUUAAGGCGAAAAGAUAGACCUGAUCUUGGUAACGUUGUGCUUCCAAAACUCGACACAUUGAGAGAACUUGCAGAAAAUAGUUACCAAAAUUCAACACCAGAUAGUCCUCGCUCGAUGAAUGCUUCCCACGACAGACAAAUUUCACUGCAGCUGGUAAAUCUCUACAUUGUUUUCUAUGAUAAAUUUUUCAAUACUCAUCGAAACAAUGUUACGAUGAAUUUGAGCUUAUGCGAUGUUGAACAUUUUGCAGGGUGAAAGCUUUCCUCUAUCUGCUCACUCUGAGGAGGUUAGAAGAAACACAACAGUUGGUUUUUGACAGUCAAAACAAGACCAAAUGUAAAUUACUUAGGUGUUUGAUUUUGUAGAAUGUUUGAUUAAUCUUUUAUUUUUUUUUCUAUGUCAAUAUAGUCUGCAACAAAAGUGUAGCCUUUAAGGGCCCGUUUGUUAUAGAUAAAAAAAAUGUUAAUAGAUAAUCAUAGUAUUUGAACAAAAAGAGAAUUCGUAUAGACAUACAUGUGAAUAUUUUUAUGAUAAAGAUAGCAACUACAUGAAGUUGUUAAGCUACAAGAGUUUUUCUUUCAUAGAUUGAAAUUGUAUAGAUAAGAUUGUAGAUUGAGAAACUUUCAACUAAGAAAGAGAUGAAUUAGAACAGUU